Messenger RNA from Penicillium crustosum, 579 nucleotides. RefSeq lists its product as uncharacterized. Bases 1 to 579 code for a protein of 192 amino acids. The transcript is spliced from 2 exons. The record is from RefSeq and is a predicted model, not a curated record. NCBI's taxonomy places the organism in Eukaryota, Fungi, Ascomycota, Eurotiomycetes, Eurotiales, Aspergillaceae.
AUGCCGUGGGAUCGAUCAAUGGUCCAUUGGACUCAACAAGUCCUGAAAAAAGUGACCAGGGCUCGAUAUCUGGUCCGCGAGAGCCACCAAUGGGCAAGUCGUAUCUUCUUAGCAACAUCGGUCUCGCUAAAUCAUGUUAACAAUAUCAACAUACAGAUGGCCAGAAAUAACGAGGCGGAGUUGAGCGCUGAGCUUCGUCAGAUUGAAUGUGCCCUUGUCAUGGUUUUUGAAGAUAACCGUCUUCGACCUUCGCCCCCCGAGGCACGGCUUCCUCCAUCUUCAGCGACGGAGAGUCAGACACCAAAUUGUGGGAGCACCGCUAGGAAAAUCCAGGGUGUACCGACUCUAUCUACUUCGAUCCAGACGUGUAGGGGUUCAAGCACCCCUACUUUUGCAGAUGACAAGACAAAUGGCACCAAGCCCGCCAAAUCCAUUACUACCACAUCACCAUCGCAAGGUGUGCUUGUAGACUUCGAUGAAGAGUCGGCAGUUGUUGAACUGCUGCCAGGGAUUGUGGCUGCCAUGGAAUCAUUUCUAAUUGUUCCCAGAGAACCAAAAGACCAGCUGGAAGUUUGUUGA